CUAUGAUGUAAUAAAUAUUUUGAAUGGUAGCUAAAUGCCGGAAUCAUAAUUGGGGUCGGUUAGAAUGAGACCUUCCUAAAUUCAGAUUGAAGACGAUCAAUAAGUUUCAACACAAAGACGAAAUUUUUUAUCUCCAACAUUUAGUUAAAAUCUACCCCUUUUUAGGGAAUUGUAUGCAGUUUUUAAAAUGAAUAUAGACAAUCGAGAUAAGCGCAAAACAGAGAACAAGAUUAUUCAAACAGUAUUAUUACUCUUACUGAUGAGAAGGUAUUCAAAAUACAAAUUAGGUAAUCUCUUGUCAUGCUUAAAUGAUCAAGUCUCUCAUGUUCAACUUAUUCCUAUAGGCAUUUUUUGUUAAUUAUCUUACUUAUAUGCACUGGAAAUAUAGUCAUCGCUACGUGCUCCUGCAAUUGUGGAUAUAGGACUUAAUAACAAUUUUUAUUCUGAUAUACUAUAACUACAGAAAAGGAGAUGAUUGCAUUUGGUAACUCAUAGAAACUAUGUUUCUAUUCUUUUUUAAAGUAUGCAUCAUCGUUUUAAUAGAUCUUCAUUGUCUUUUACUAUGAAGUUCAAGCAUUCAAGAUCUAUUUUAUCGCAAUAAUGAUGUUAGCGGUUUCAUCAUUGCUUUUGAUUAUGAAAUUAGUCUAAAAGAUAAAGACUCCGACUAAGACUAGCACUGCUUUAGUAUUAUAAUUAAAUAUAUUUGAGAUUUUGCAAUUCCUAAAGACAAUGUGCUGUCUCUAACUCUUGUUGAUUACACUUAAAUGGGAAUCAAAGAUCUCUUGGUCGUGGAUCCAGAUCUUUCUAUUAUUGUGGGUGUUCCUUGUAGUUUGUGCAUUAUUGUUAUUCAUUUCAUUAGUUAGUUGUAUUGAAACAUUGGUUAACAUUAUUAAAAAGAAAUAACAAUGUCAUUACUGUAAAUAUAUCGGUAUUCUUUAGUGGCAGGCAAUUUGUGGAUAUUUAUAAUGCUAAUAGGAUUUACUUUAUUUCCUUUUUUGUUCAUCCUGAGAACAGCUGAAUUUUAUGAGGAAAAUCAAUUAAUUUCAAUUACUGAAACUGCUAAAUACAUAGUAGUGAUCACUUUGUUUUCGUUAUUUCUUCUCAUUUUCACUCUUUGCUUCUACAAAUAAAUUAAGUAUGGUUCUCAAUUAUUAAUUAUUAGAGCUUACUUAAAAGAUGUUUAAGGAAUCUCAGAUUAAAAUGAUGUUGAUUAAUAACAAACAGUGUAAUCUCCGAAUUCCAGAUAACUUAAUUCCCCACAUUAAACCAAGAAAUUAGAAUUCGUUAAAUUGGGAAUACCUUUAUAUUUGAUCAAAUUAUCUUGUACUUACUUUGCUGUUCUGGACAAAGCCUCUUUUGAAUUCAAAAAAAAACAAAAAUCUCAUCAAGAGUUAGAAUCUGGUCGAUCGAAUCUUCAUGGUUCCACAAUGAGGGAAACCUGGAAAAAAAUACUACAAAAACCAGCUGCUAGCAAUUCUAUGAUUAUACAUAAAAAAUAGGCUGAAAUCGACUUAGAAAUAUAAAAACCUGCUAUCACUGAUAAUGGUAAUCAAAAAUCUUAUUUAUAACUUAGUCAAAGUAAAAAGGGAAGAAACCCCAGUUACUGUAUCGAAAUUGGAAUAAGAAGAGGAACCAGUUCGAUCUAUUAAAUCUAUUAAAUCUGAUGGGGAAUCAAGUGUGAAUUAAGACAAGUGUCUUGUUUGCUAUGAAAAUAUACCCAAUAUAGUUUUUGUACCAUGUCGUCAUGGAGGCAUCUGUUAGCAGUGUGCUGAGGAUGUAAUAUAAAAAUCAAAUGAAUGUUACUUAUGCAGAAAAGUAAUUUACUAAAAUAAACAAUUAGACUAUAAGUCAAAUUUUGAAAGUUUAAAAAAAUGUAAAUAAAUAAUUGGAAGUGUAAGAAGCAUCAAUUUUGGGCUGA
This is a messenger RNA of Paramecium octaurelia, 1918 nucleotides long. The record is from the annotation of a GenBank genome assembly. Lineage: Eukaryota; Ciliophora; Oligohymenophorea; Peniculida; Parameciidae.